Molecule: messenger RNA, 2984 nt
Organism: Cornus florida
Lineage: Eukaryota; Viridiplantae; Streptophyta; Magnoliopsida; Cornales; Cornaceae
Product: disease resistance protein RPM1-like
Exons: 1
Coding region: 89-2920 (943 amino acids)
Biological process (GO): defense response to other organism
Molecular function (GO): ADP binding
Source: RefSeq, a predicted model, not a curated record
UCUAUUUUUGUCCACCACUCCUUCAACCACAUAUUAAGCCUAUUGCAAGAAAACUUAAAUUUAUAUUAUUAUUUUUUUCUAUAAAAAAAUGGCUGAGAGUGCAGUUUUCUUUCUGCUAGACAAGCUUGCACUGCCUUUACUCCAGGAAGAGGUGAAACUGUUGAGUGGAGUCAAGAAGGAACUUGCUUACAUCAGAGCCGAAUUCGAGCGCAUGGCUGCAUUCCUCAGAGUUGCCGAUUCAAUGGAAGAGAGCGAUCCGGAAAUCCGAGUUUGGGUUAAGCAAGUGCGUGACAUUGCACACCACACCGAAGACAUUCUUGAUGUCUUCAUGCUACAAUAUUUGAUGCAUGGUCCACAUCACGAGCGGAUCAGAUACUUUGGUUUUGGUUUUCUUGGGAAUGCUUUUCGUUCUCUCAAGAAAAUGAAAGUCCGCCGUCAACUUGCUUCCGAGAUUCAAAGCCUCAAAUGUAGAGUAAGGGACGUUGCCGACGGACAUCAGAGAUACCGUCUCAAGUUAAACAUAUCAGAAGAAGGCUCAACCUCAAGCUCAACCGCCACCGCCACCGCUUACAAAUGGUAUGAUUUGCGAGGUGACGCACUCCUGAUAACAGAAGCUGAGCUCGUGGGCGUUGACAAGCCCAAGCAGGAGCUGAUCGGUUUGCUGGUGGUCGAUGAUCAGGCGGAUCAUAGAUCAGAACUAAAAGUGGUUUCCGUGGUGGGAAUGGGAGGGUUGGGAAAAACCACCAUUGUUAAAAAAGUGUACGAUGAUGCAGCAGUGAAGAAGCAUUUCCAGAGCCAUGUCUGGCUCACGUUUUCAGAAUCAUUUCAGACGGAGGAGCUGCUAAGAGACGCCAUUCAGCAGCUGUUCGGCGAAAUAAAGCAACCGGCCCCUCAAGGAGUCGAAACUAUGGAUGUGAACAAGCUGAAACAUGUGAUCAAUGGAUUCCUAGAACAGAGGAGGUACGUGGUGGUGUUUGAUGAUGUUUGGAGCAUUCAUGCUUGGAAAGCUGUCAAGUAUGCUUUCCCCAACAACAAUCUACGGAGUCGAAUCGUGCUCACAACACGUUUAGGAGACAUAGCUUCCAAAUCUUGCGCAGAAACUGAUGGCGAAGUUUAUCAUUUGAAUCCGUUGUCUUCCGAACAGUCUUGUAGAAAGGCGUUUCGGGGCAACUCCUCCUCCUGCCCUCCACAUUUGGAGGAAAUUUCUAGAAGCAUCUUAAAAAGAUGCGACGGGCUGCCCCUUGCAAUCGUGGCGAUUGGUGGUAUUUUGGCAACGAAGAACCAGAGUAGAAUUGAAGAAUGGGAUAUGCUCUAUCGCAGCCUUGGAAUGGAGUUACAAGGCAACGAUAAUCUUCAAAGCAUGAAAAAUAUACUCUCCCUGAGUUACAACGAUUUGCCUUGGUAUCUGAAGAUUUGUUUCUUGUAUCUGAGCAUCUUCCCCGAAGAUCAUGAGAUUGAGUGUAUGAGAUUGAUUCGACUGUGGAUGGCGGAAGGAUUUGUGCAAGGCGGCGAAGGUGGAAAGACAAUUGAAGAAGUUGCAGAGGGAUACAUCAACGAGCUUGUCAAUAGAAGUUUGAUCCAAGUGGCAGAGAUGACGGUUGACGGAAGGGCCAAAACUUGUCGUAUCCAUGACCUUUUGCGCGAAAUUACUACAUCCAAGUCGAGAGAACAGAAUGUUGCAGCUAUAGCCAGUGAACGCAACACGAGAUGGCCUGAAAAAGUUAGACGCCUAUCAAUCCAUACUACCUUUGGAAAUAUAAAACAAAGUAAGCAAUUCUCACGACUUCGUUCGAUGCUCAUGUUUGGGGUGGCAGCUGAUCCUUUGUCAAAGUUGUCGUUACCUAUGUUGUUUAGUGGUGAUUUGAGGUUGCUCAAGGUUUUAGACUUGAGAGAUGCUUCUUUGGAGACCGUUCCCGUUCCCGAUGAAGUUUUCAAAAUGUUUCAUCUCAAAUAUCUAAGCUUGAGAGGAACCAAGGUGAAAAUGCUUCCGAGCUCCAUUGGUGACCUUGUAAACCUACAAACUUUGGAUCUCAAACGCACCUUUGUUACCGUGUUGCCAGCUGAGAUACUGAAUCUCCGAGGGCUGCGCCAUCUCCUUGUGUACAAGUACGGCACGCUGAUGGAACAAUACCAACAAUUUCACUGCGCAAAUGGAUUCGAAGCGUUAAAGGGAAUCGGAGGCUUGUCGUCCUUGCAGAAACUUUGUCACGUCAAUGCAAGUCAUGGCAUAGCGAGCGAGCUAGGGAAGCUGACCCAACUGAGGAGACUAGGGAUUUUAAAGCUGAGAACCGAAGACGGGAAGGCUCUGUGCUCCUCCAUUGAAAAGCUGAGCAACCUUCGUUCACUGGAUGUGAGAACCACAGAAGAUGACGAGAUCCUUGAUAUUCAACUUUUGCAUUCACCCCCUCGGUUUCUCCGUUCGCUAUACUUGCACGGGCGUUUAGAGGAGCUACCAAGUUGGAUAUCCUCUCUUCACAAUCUGGUGGCAGUAUAUCUUAUAUGGAGCAAGUUAAGGGAUGUUCCAUUGCAAUACCUUCGAGGUUUGCCGAACCUCACGGAGGUGGUGCUCAACCGUGCUUACGACGGAGAGGAUUUGUGUUUCGAGGCUGGAGGGUUUCGGAGGCUUAAGAGAUUAUACCUUGCGAGACUAGAAGGAUUGAGAUGGGUGAGAGUGGAGGAAGGUGCAAUGCCUCAUCUUGAAAUACUUUCUAUAAGGGAUUGUGAAUUGGUUGAGGAAGUGCCUUCAGGUAUUCAACAUCUAACCAAACUUCAGUCGCUUUGGUUGAUUAAUGUGCAUGAUGAGUUGCUUAAGAAGCUGAAUCGAAACAGAGGAGGCGCGGAUUAUUGGAAAAUAGUUCAUGUCCCCAAUGUUCGGAUUGGAGUCUUUCAAAAUGGUUGUUUCAUAGAACAAAAUCUGUAGACAAAAACUAUUCAUCACGUUGUGUUUGGCGGCAUGGAAUUGAUUAAAAUUUUUGGUUCAAUUU